Messenger RNA from Nyctereutes procyonoides (raccoon dog), 3107 nucleotides. RefSeq names its product DNA polymerase delta 3, accessory subunit (gene POLD3). Gene Ontology annotation, molecular function: DNA-directed DNA polymerase activity. The transcript has 12 exons. Bases 57 to 1457 code for a protein of 466 amino acids. Gene Ontology annotation, biological process: DNA synthesis involved in UV-damage excision repair; DNA strand elongation involved in DNA replication; nucleotide-excision repair, DNA gap filling. Gene Ontology annotation, cellular component: nucleus; delta DNA polymerase complex. The record is from RefSeq and is a predicted model, not a curated record. Lineage: Eukaryota; Metazoa; Chordata; Mammalia; Carnivora; Canidae.
UUUCCCGCCGGCGGGAGCUGCGUUUGUGGUGGCGGGGCUCGCAGCUGUGCCGCACGAUGGCGGACCAGCUUUAUCUGGAAAAUAUAGACGAGUUCGUCACGGACCAGAACAAGAUCGUGACAUACAAAUGGCUGAGCUAUACACUAGGGGUUCAUGUUAACCAGGCCAAACAGAUGCUAUACGAUUAUGUUGAAAGGAAGAGAAAGGAGAAUUCAGGAGCCCAACUGCAUGUAACCUAUUUAGUGUCUGGCAGUCUCAUUCAGAAUGGACAUUCCUGCCACAAGGUUGCGGUAGUGAGAGAAGAUAAAUUGGAAGCAGUGAAGUCCAAGCUAGCUGUGACUGCCAGCAUCCAUGUGUACAGCAUCCAGAAAGCCAUGCUAAAGGACAGUGGGCCUCUGUUCAAUACCGACUAUGACAUCCUUAAAAGCAACUUGCAGAACUGCAGCAAGUUUAGUGCCAUACAGUGUGCAGCUGCAGUGCCCAGAGCUCCUGCUGAAUCCUCAUCUUCUGAAAAGUUUGAGCAGUCAAAUCUUCAAGUAUCAAGUGAGACACCAGCCAAUCAUGAGUUGACAACCAAUGGUCACAGUCCACCUACCUCCAAACAGAUUUUACAGCAGCCCAAAGGAAUAAUGGGAAUGUUUGCCUCUAAAGCUGUUUCUAAGACCCAAGAUGUCAACAAAGAAACCAAAACAGAGACUAAAGAGGUAACAAAUGUAUCUUCUGUAGGCAACAAGGCACCAGGAAAAGGGAAUGUGAUGAGCAAUUUUUUUGGAAAAGCUGCUAUGAAUAAACUUAAAGUCAAUUUGGAUUCAGAACAAGCAGUUAAAGAAGAAAAAACAGUGGAGCAACCUCCAGUGUCUGUCACUGAACCAAAGCUGGCAGUCCCUACAGGCCUGAAGAAAUCCAGCAAAAAAGCAGAGCCUGUUAAGAUGCAGCAGAAGGAAAAAAAAAGCAACAGGGGGAAGCGAGUGGAGUUAUCUGAUGAUGAAACAAAAGAAACUGAAAAUAUGAAGAAAAAGAGGAGAAGAAUCAAACUUCCUGAGUCUGAUAGCAGUGAAGAUGAAGUCAUAGCAGAUUCUCCUGGGGAUUAUGAAGCUGAGUCACCAUCUCCACCUCCUCCUCCUUCUCCACCUCCUGAACCAGUGCCAAAGACUGAGCCAGAGCCUCCUUCCAUCAAGAGCUCAAGUGGAGAAAAAAGAAAACGAAAACGGGUGCUGAAAUCAAAAACCUUUGUGGAUGAGGAAGGCUGCAUAGUGACUGAAAAAGUCUAUGAGAGUGAAUCCUGCACAGAUAGUGAAGAAGAACUUAAGAUGAAGACCUCCUCCAUACACAGACCCUCCACUAUGACUGUGAAAAAAGAACCCAAAGAAGAACGAAAGGGCCCAAAGAAAGGGACUGCUGCUCUGGGCAAAGCCAACAGACAAGUAUCCAUCACCGGCUUCUUCCAGAGGAAGUAAACAGCCAUCUCUGUUAGUUCUGAGAUGUGGAGUGGUCAAGGGAGAAGACCAAGGCAGACUCUCACUUACUGUGUAAGUUCAUCCUGUGCCUCACCUUGCCUGUAUCAAAAGACUUCUUCCAUCCUGUGAGCUUUACACUGUUUCUGGUUUUUAACCAAAGGGAAAGCACCCUGGAAGCAAGAGGCAAAAAGAAUAUUUGAGAAGCUGUUAUAUGUUCUAAGGACAUUUUUUUAAGCACAAUCUUUGACCUGUUCUGGAGAAGAAUUCACUCCAAAAAUAAAUUAUAACAGGUUUCAGAAUUAUCACUGAAGCUAGUUAGUUGCUCAUUCACUGGGCCCUACCUACCAUGCGCCCUGAGCACUUAUGGCUCAGGAAGUAUUCUUCCUUGUUCCUUUGCAUUCUGUGGACUUGUGUGGGUCUUCAUUUAUCCCUGAAGUUUACUCGACAUGUUUACCACUCCCCCUGUAACCUCUUUCCCACUACCGUACUUCUGUGUGAAGCCAUUUUCUGUAAGUCUUUUAAAUCUUGGUUGGACUAAAGGCUGAAACAAAAAUCUCCCCGUAAUCCCCUAAUCCUCUCUUCCUCUGUUAUAAAGUACACUGACACCUGGCUACAGACCAGCUCAUUGCUUGUGUUCUCCCCCUUUCACAAAAACUCUCUGGACCUUCACUUGCAAUUAGUAAGUAGGGAAAAGCCUCAGGCAGAGCACAAAUGUAAUGAUGUAUUCAACUCUACCAGAAAUUACUUAGUGUUAGCAUUGACGACAGUAGAGACCUUGCCAUGCUGCUGACACAGGGCAUGCUUUACACUGCUCUUUGUGAUCUUUGUCUCCUCCCCUCUCCCACUCAAUACUUAGUAAAACCCAGGCAGUGAAAUGGAGUAAAAUUUCUCCUUAUUGAGGAACCUGAAUGUUCAGAAACAGCAGUUUUACAGGAAUGUAAUGAGGAAGAGAUAAAGCACACAUUUUUAUACUGAUGUUGUUCAUCUGUAUUUGUAACCCUCCCAUUUGCCUGAAAAUACAGGCUGCCCAAGAAAAGAUGGAGAGAUUGAGUUGUUAGUAGGACUAAACAGCUAGUAAAACAUUUUCAUUUGUUACUUAUGGAAAAUAAUCUAUUUCAAUGAUAACUUUUAAGUGAUUUCCAUGAUGGCUGGACAGUGAGCUCCGUGGAUGGAGAUGGUGUGUGGUGGUGAUCCUUCACAGUGAGGUCCAGGGGAAAGAACACAGGCUCAGCUGCUGGCGUGACUCACAACUAACAGAUGAGGGAUGUCUGACUUAGCCUGCGUAUGUCGUGAUGCAGUCAGCCGUCCACUGUUUAAGGUUAUGAUUGCAGCUGAUCUUGGAUUAACGUGAACAUCUUUAGCAGCCAUCAUGCAGCUCUCCGGCCAGGCACUGUGUGAACUUGAUUGAGACCAGAAGUUUGAGAGAGGAGUCCUGGCAUUAUGUCCAGGACUUAGAAGGCAGAGGCUUUGUGUAGCAAGCAAAGGUUAACAUAUUCCACAGCCUUUUCUUUUUAAAAUGUGAAAGGAUGGAAAGCCUGCACUUACCUUUACAAAAAACCUCCAGAGAGUGAUCUCUUUUAAAAUGGUUAUUUUUGUCAUUGCCUCUAAGUCAUUUUUCUAAAUAAGAAUGAAAAAUUAAAGAAAAAACAA